Molecule: messenger RNA, 1280 nt
Organism: Impatiens glandulifera
Lineage: Eukaryota; Viridiplantae; Streptophyta; Magnoliopsida; Ericales; Balsaminaceae
Product: protein MIZU-KUSSEI 1
Exons: 1
Coding region: 162-1043 (293 amino acids)
Biological process (GO): hydrotropism
Source: RefSeq, a predicted model, not a curated record
UACUGCUGCUACGGCUUGUGGGGUUGGCUCUGUUUUCUUUAACAGGAUUCUCUAAGCAUGGCCUGGUCUAUACAAACAAACAAAAGCAUAAAUCAAACCAUCCCAUAAUAAUCUCCUUAUUUCUCUCAACCCAGAUGGAGUAAACUUCAAUUUUGCAUGCCAUGGCUAAGAUAACAUCAUCUUCCUCUUCCCAAGAAUCAUUCUCCAAGAGACACUUCCAUUGGACAAACAAAGUCAGCAACGAAUCAGAACAAGAACAACAACAACAACAACAAAAAGAAGAACAACAUGAAGAAGAUGAUCAAAUUCAUCCAAAUAACCAAAAAGAAACAAAACCCAUCAUUUCCCAUGAUCAAAUCCCUAAACAUCACAACAAUCAGCCAUCCCAGUCGCAGAGGAGAAAAAUUAAGUCUUUAGCCAUUUCAAGGCUGAGAUCAGUCUUCCUCAACGCCUUCGCCAAGACACGCCAACUGAAUCCAGGUCUGGGGAAUCGUGUAGUCGGGACUCUGUUCGGCCACAAACGCGGCCACGUCCAUUUCGCGUUUCAGAAGGACGCGAAUUCCCCCCCUGCGUUCUUAGUUGAACUGGCAACCCCAAUCAGCGGUCUUGUUAAAGAAAUGGCAUCUGGGUUAGUCAGGAUAGCACUUGAAUGUAAUAAGAAGGAACCUGGGUUAGUUUCUGAGGAAGAAUCAGGGGCUGCGGCGGCGAUUGGGAAGCGAUUGCUAGAAGAACCGCGAUGGAGGACUUACUGUAAUGGGAAGAGGUGUGGAUUUGCGACGAAAAAGGAAUGUGGGCCAAGAGAGUGGAAAUUGCUGAAAGCUGUUGAACCUAUUUCAAUGGGAGCUGGGGUUUUGCCGAAGAUGAAGGAAGACGGCGAUGAUGAUCGCGGCGGCGACGGCGAGGAUAACGGGGAAGGAGAGAUUAUGUAUAUGAGGGCGAAAUUUGAAAGGGUUGUGGGUUCUAGAGAUUCUGAAGCGUUCUAUAUGAUGAAUCCUGAUAGUAAUGUUGCUCCUGAACUCAGUAUCUAUCUAUUAAGAGUUUAGAACAACCAUGGAUUUCUAUCUUCUUUCUUUUUUCUUUCUGUUAAGAAUUAGGGCAAACUAUGCCGAGGAAGACGGGUUUAUUUUGUAUGAGGGACACCGGUUUAUUCGAAGCCAAUUACAAUGGGGGCUUUAAUGUUUUUUAUUUUCUUGUUUAUUGUUGUUUAUAGAAAUGUGGAAUUGGGGUUUAUUGUGCUUCUAACUAUAUGGGGAUUGUGAUAUAUAUUACUUGUUCUGUUU